This is a messenger RNA of Juglans regia (Persian walnut), 1090 nucleotides long. RefSeq names its product DNA-3-methyladenine glycosylase. The record is from RefSeq and is a predicted model, not a curated record. Gene Ontology annotation, molecular function: DNA binding; alkylbase DNA N-glycosylase activity. The transcript has 6 exons. Lineage: Eukaryota; Viridiplantae; Streptophyta; Magnoliopsida; Fagales; Juglandaceae. The coding region runs from base 142 to 918 and encodes 258 amino acids. Gene Ontology annotation, biological process: base-excision repair.
CCUCGUAUGGGAACAAUUACCCGCCAAAUAUCCCCGAAACUGGUCCACGAACAGUGUUCCUCGAACGCCUGAUCAGAUGCCCAUUCUUCUCCCCAUCUAUCUUCUUCAUUUACAGCUCCGCUUUGUUUCCACAGCCACGCGAUGAACAAAACCCAGCGUUUCAAACGAGUCGCCAAACCCAAACUACCGAUUUCGACUACCCAACCCGACGACCUCGAGACUCGGCCGAGUAACCGCUCCAAGGCGCUGACCAUUAGGGUCAAACCCAAACCCAACCCCAAAUUGAAUGCUGUUCCAAUCCCAGAUCUCUCUUUUGACAGAAUGACGAUCCUGUCCCCUGAAUUCUAUCAGAUUGACGCUCUAGAUCUCGCCCCACGUUUGCUUGGCAAGCUUCUUAGGAGGGACGACGUUGUUCUUCAGAUUACCGAGGUUGAAGCUUACAGACCGAACGAUUCCGCUUGUCAUGGUCGAUUUGGAAUUACAGCAAGAACAGCCCCAGUUUUUGGACGAGGUGGUCAUGCGUAUGUUUAUCUAUGCUAUGGUCUCCAUACAAUGCUGAAUAUUGUGGCUGACAAGGAAGGAGUUGGUGCUGCUGUGUUAAUACGCUCUUGUGCUCCCAUUGCCGGAUUGGACACCAUUCAGCAGCGUCGAGGCCGGGAAACUGACAAGCCGGUUCUUCUUACUGGGCCUGGAAAGAUCGGUCAAGCACUGGGUCUUUCCACAGAAUGGUCUAACCAUUGCCUUUAUACUCCUGGCGGUUUAGAACUCUUAGAUGCUCCAGAGCCUGAAAAGAUACUAAUCGGUCCACGUGUUGGCAUUGAAUAUGCUUUACCUGAGCAUGUCAAUGCAUUAUGGAGAUUUGCUGUUGCGGAUACCGCGUGGAUAAGUGCCCCUAAAAACACCCUGAGGCCGCCCUGAUCUUUUUAUAUAAUGUGGUUUGAUUUUUGCAACAUUUGGAGGAAAUGAAGAUGUAAAUAUUGCUUUCCGUGGAACAGAUUGAAAAGGGCAGAACCUGUUUCCAAAUGUGACCAACUAAUGGCCAAGUUGGCCUUUAAACAAAGAUAGAGAGAGCUCAAGCUUCGAAUAUGUU